CAGCAGCAGCAGCAAUAGCAAUAUGGCUGUUGAUGGGUGUUUGGGGUGGCGCUGGCGGCGGGAGGAGCUCCCCGGAGCCCCUGCGCCUCCUGCCCAUUGCUAGUUAUGGCAAAUGGUGGCGGCGGCGGCGGCGGCGGCGGCGGAGGCGGCAGCAGUCUUAGAAUGAGUAGCAAUAUCCACGCGAACCAUCUCAGCCUAGACGCGUCCUCCUCCUCUUCUUCUUCCUCUUCCUCCUCCUCCUCCUCGUCCUCUUCCUCGGUCCACGAGCCCAAGAUGGAUGCGCUUAUCAUCCCGGUGACCAUGGAGGUACCGUGCGACAGCCGCGGCCAGCGCAUGUGGUGGGCUUUCCUGGCCUCCUCCAUGGUGACUUUUUUCGGGGGCCUCUUCAUCAUCUUGCUCUGGCGGACGCUCAAGUACCUGUGGACCGUCUGCUGCCACUGCGGGGGCAAGAGCAAGGAGGCCCAGAAGAUUAACAAUGGCGCUACUCAGGCAGAUGGCACCCUCAAACCAGUGGAUGAAAAAGAGGAAGCGGUGGCAGCAGAAGUUGGCUGGAUGACCUCUGUGAAAGACUGGGCGGGAGUGAUGAUAUCUGCCCAGACGCUAACUGGCAGAGUCUUGGUUGUCUUAGUCUUUGCUCUAAGUAUUGGAGCCCUUGUCAUAUACUUCAUAGAUUCGUCAAAGAGCCGCACUGCAGACUCUUUGAUCCCAAUAGAAUCCUGUCAGAAUUUCUACAAAGAUUUCACAUUACAGAUCGACAUGGCUUUCAACGUGUUCUUCCUUCUCUACUUUGGCUUGCGGUUUAUUGCAGCCAACGAUAAGCUGUGGUUUUGGCUGGAAGUGAAUUCAGUAGUAGAUUUCUUCACAGUCCCUCCAGUGUUUGUGUCAGUAUAUUUAAACAGAAGUUGGCUUGGUUUGAGAUUUCUGAGAGCUCUCAGGCUGAUACAGUUUUCAGAAAUUCUGCAGUUUCUGAAUAUCCUUAAAACAAGUAAUUCUAUCAAGCUGGUGAAUCUGCUCUCCAUAUUUAUCAGCACAUGGCUGACAGCAGCUGGGUUCAUACAUUUGGUGGAGAACUCAGGGGAUCCAUGGGAAAAUUUCCAAAAUAACCAAGCUCUAACAUACUGGGAAUGUGUCUAUUUACUAAUGGUUACAAUGUCCACUGUCGGUUAUGGGGAUGUUUACGCAAAAACCACCCUUGGCCGCCUCUUCAUGGUCUUCUUCAUCCUCGGGGGACUGGCCAUGUUUGCCAGCUACGUCCCUGAAAUCAUAGAGUUAAUAGGAAACCGCAAGAAAUACGGUGGUUCCUAUAGUGCGGUUAGUGGAAGAAAGCAUAUCGUUGUCUGUGGGCACAUCACUCUGGAGAGCGUGUCCAACUUCCUGAAGGACUUUCUGCACAAAGACCGGGAUGACGUCAACGUGGAGAUUGUCUUUCUUCACAAUAUUUCCCCAAACUUGGAGCUUGAAGCUCUCUUCAAACGUCACUUUACUCAGGUGGAAUUUUAUCAGGGUUCAGUCCUCAAUCCACAUGACCUGGCAAGAGUCAAGAUAGAGUCAGCAGACGCGUGCCUAAUCCUUGCCAAUAAAUACUGCGCUGACCCGGAUGCUGAAGAUGCCUCCAACAUCAUGAGAGUAAUUUCCAUAAAGAACUACCAUCCGAAGAUCAGGAUUAUUACCCAGAUGCUACAGUAUCACAACAAGGCCCAUCUGCUAAACAUCCCAAGCUGGAAUUGGAAAGAAGGAGAUGACGCAAUCUGCCUUGCUGAGCUGAAGCUAGGAUUCAUAGCCCAGAGCUGCCUGGCUCAAGGCCUCUCCACGAUGCUCGCCAAUCUCUUCUCCAUGAGGUCAUUCAUAAAGAUUGAGGAAGACACAUGGCAGAAAUACUACUUGGAAGGAGUCUCCAAUGAAAUGUAUACAGAAUAUCUUUCUAGUGCCUUCGUGGGUCUGUCCUUCCCUACAGUUUGUGAACUGUGCUUUGUGAAGCUAAAGCUCUUGAUGAUAGCCAUAGAGUACAAGUCCGCCAACCGAGAGAGCCGAAGCCGAAAGCGCAUAUUAAUUAAUCCUGGAAACCAUCUCAAAAUCCAAGAAGGUACUUUAGGAUUCUUCAUUGCAAGUGAUGCCAAAGAAGUCAAGAGGGCAUUUUUUUACUGCAAAGCCUGUCAUGAUGACAUCACAGAUCCCAAAAGGAUAAAAAAAUGUGGCUGCAAACGGCUUAAGGAUGAAGCCAAAUCACGUUACCCCAAACGCGCAUUUGAGCUCCAGAACGCAACUUCAAAAUCACAUCUUGUGGCCAAGCCAGUUGAAGAUGAACAGCCAUCAACGCUGUCACCCAAAAAAAAACAGCGGAAUGGAGGCAUGCGGAAUUCACCCAACUCCUCACCUAAGCUGAUGAGGCACGACCCUUUGUUAAUUCCUGGCAAUGAUCAGAUCGACAACAUGGACUCCAAUGUGAAAAAGUACGACUCUACUGGGAUGUUCCACUGGUGUGCAGCCAAAGAGAUCGAAAAAGUCAUUCUGACACGGAGUGAAGCAGCCAUGACAGUUCUGAGUGGGCACGUGGUGGUUUGCAUCUUUGGAGACGUCACAUCAGCUUUGAUCGGCCUCCGGAACUUAGUGAUGCCUCUGCGUGCGAGCAAUUUUCAUUACCACGAACUGAAGCACAUUGUGUUUGUUGGUUCCAUCGAGUACCUCAAGCGGGAAUGGGAAACACUACAUAACUUCCCCAAAGUUUCAAUAUUGCCUGGUACACCAUUAAGUCGGGCUGAUUUAAGGGCUGUCAACAUCAACCUCUGUGACAUGUGCGUUAUCCUGUCAGCCAAUCAGAAUAAUAUUGAUGACACUUCGCUGCAGGACAAGGAAUGCAUCCUAGCGUCACUCAACAUCAAAUCUAUGCAGUUUGAUGACAGCAUUGGGGUCUUACAGGCUAAUUCCCAAGGGUUUACACCACCAGGAAUGGACAGGUCAUCUCCAGACAACAGUCCAGUUCAUGGAAUGUUACGUCAGCCAUCCAUCACAACUGGGGUCAACAUCCCCAUCAUCACUGAGUUAGCGAAGCCUGGCAAACUUCUGCCUUUGGUUUCAAUCAAUCAGGAAAAAAACAGUGGGACGCACAUUCUCAUGAUAACCGAACUGGUGAAUGAUACUAAUGUUCAGUUUUUGGACCAAGAUGAUGACGAUGACCCAGAUACGGAGCUAUAUCUCACACAGCCAUUUGCAUGUGGGACGGCAUUUGCUGUUAGUGUCCUGGACUCACUCAUGAGUGCGACAUACUUCAAUGACAAUAUCCUUACCCUGAUCCGGACGCUGGUCACGGGAGGAGCGACUCCAGAGCUGGAGGCCCUGAUUGCUGAGGAAAAUGCCUUACGAGGUGGCUACAGCACCCCCCAGACAUUGGCCAACAGGGAUCGAUGUCGGGUCGCACAGUUAGCCCUGCUGGAUGGGCCUUUUGCAGAUUUAGGGGAUGGUGGUUGUUAUGGCGAUCUAUUCUGUAAAGCCCUGAAGACCUACAAUAUGCUCUGCUUUGGAAUUUACCGGCUGAGAGAUGCCCAUCUCAGCACACCGAGCCAAUGCACCAAACGAUACGUCAUCACCAACCCUCCAUAUGAGUUUGAGCUUGUGCCCACCGACCUGAUCUUUUGUUUGAUGCAGUUUGACCACAAUGCUGGACAGUCCAGGGCCAGCCUCUCUCACUCUUCUCACUCCUCCCAGUCCUCAAGCAAGAAAAGUUCUUCUGUUCACUCCAUCCCCUCCACGGCAAAUCGGCAGAACCGCCCCAAGUCCAGGGACUCUCGGGACAAACAGAAUGCAACAAGGAUGAAUAGAAUGGGCCAAGCAGAAAAGAAAUGGUUUACAGAUGAAUCGGAUAAUGCCUACCCCAGAAACAUUCAAAUCAAGCCCAUGAGCACCCAUAUGGCUAACCAGAUCAACCAAUAUAAAUCUACAAGCAGCUUGAUUCCACCAAUCAGAGAAGUUGAAGAUGAAUGUUGACUCCCAGGAGACCAGAACUAAUUUUUUUUAAAGCCUGACAAACUUCAUAAAUGGUGAUGUGACUUUUUUUCCUCUUACAUGCUGAAUCACUGGUGGAAAAGUUAGGAGAAGCAAGAAUUCUGAGAGAAAACAAAAUAAAGUAGACAGAUCUCUCUCUUUUUUGUCUGCCUUCAAUAUUGCUUCCAUGUACUUUGGGGGAAAAAAAGAUUUCAUUUAUAAAUGAACAUACUAAAGAUAGUCAUGUAUAGCCUCUAGCAUUUAAAAUUAUUUUUAUUUAUUAGAAAAAAUAUUUUUUUUCAUUUUCUUUUUCUCCAUUGUCAAGUAAAGUCCCUUAAAAAAAAAAAAAAGCCAAACUGGGUAAGUGGCCAGACUCCUUAAGAAACUUGUGUCUCCUUUCCCUCUCUGUCUUUGAGGAGAAUGAUGGUCACCACAGCAAAUGAAUUGUACUUCAGAAAGACAAAUCAUUAAAAAAAGAGGUCCAACAAUGUAUACUUGUAUUUUAGUAAUCCAGGAAAAAAAAAGAAAACAAAAUAUAAGUUCCUUUAGUUUCUGCUUAAUUUCUGCAGGAUGUAUAUUUUGAUCAGCAUCAACACCAGCUCUUAAUAAAUGGAAACAUAUUUAUUUUCAAAGUGGAAAGUCAUAUUUUUGUAGCUGUAGCUUUCCAUUUGUAUUUCUUUGCCUUUGUUCAUUUAUUUAAAGUGAAAAUUUUCUUAAGGCUCCUCUGGACACAUCAGGAAAUCUCUGGUCCCAGUAGGGCCCUAAGUGAUAUUCGGUGUUAGGAGUUUCUGAAUGUUGUAGAGGUAAGGGAUGCAUGGGCAAGAUGUUUGAGGAGCACUUCUCAUUGGCUUAUCUGUUUGGCCAAUAGCUGCAUUCUGCCCGACCCAACAGGUCACAGUUCCAAUGAGAAUUUGCCGAGUGAAUGAGUUCAAUUAUGGAAGUGCCUCCAUUUCUUCUUUCUUUCUUUCUUUCAUUUAUUCUUUUUCUUUUUUUCACCAGGCUUGAGAGCUUUUAGCCAGUGUGUGUGUAAAUGCCACUGAAUAGUUUCAAAUCACAGUAGGAUAUUAUUAACUCACUCAUUCAUUUAAAUGGACUCUUGUUUGAAUGCCAGUUAAUUCCCAUUAACAAGGAGACAACUUUCCCAUGUGUUAUAAUUUCCAGGUUUUCCAUUUGUUGCUGGGAUAUCAUGCCCAUAAUUGCUAUGACAAUAUACGCAGAAGAAAAACAUGAAAGCAAUGAAUGUAUUUAACAGAAGAGCUUAGGAGGGGCCUUUCAAAGCUGCCAGCAAUGAAAGCAACAGUAAUUUCAAAGUGUGGUCAACAGCUUUUUCUAACCAUCAGACAUAAUUGUGAUGUUUUUGUUUCCUAGCUGCACCACAGUAUGUGUGGUGCACAACCAUCUAAGCAUUUAAUGUUCCAAACAGUUUUUAGCAAGUCUUUCAACUUCAAAAUUAUCCAUUUUUGAUACAACCAAGCAAGGUUUCUGGAACAGGAAUGGACAAGCUAUUGAAUGUUUUGUGCUUUAAAAAAAAUCAACACAAUAACAAUAGCACCACAAAGAACAGCUCACAAAACAGAGCAAAAAAACCAACACAUACAAACACACACAAAAAACACUGGGACCCUGGAGAAAACAAAGACCACCCUCGACAGCUCAUGGUAUCUAUUCCAUCAACUUGGAGGGCUUUCCCUUUGCCGUAGAGCUAGCCAAUGCCAAGGGAAACCCUAGAGUGGCAGUGAUUCAUCUCAACAAAAUAACAAUGAGUCUAAUAGGAUUCUCCACCAGAAUAGAUGUCUACUAUGUACUACAACCGCUAAACCAAACUCUAUCAACUUCAAUGUUUGUCGACUGACUACAGUCCAAAUGUGACCAUUCUGCCACCUAGUCAGCUUUUUCUUCGAGUGAUUCUUGGACUGUGGUUACCUAGUCGUUUACAUUAUGUAGAAUUAGUAAUAUAUUUUAAAAAUUGUGAAUAUCAUGUAUAUCCAAUUGGAUUGUUGAAAAAUUACCUAUAAUCACUAUAGAGCCUAUUCCACAGACAGAAACAAUGUCCGCAGUUUUAUCCAGGUCUAACCCGUUUUCAUGAUUAUCAAAAGAAAAGAAAGGGUGAAGAUUAAACACAAGUGGCUGUAACUGGCCAUUUCUUUUAAAAGCGGGCAGCCUUCUACAUCCUGGUUUUGUUUGAAUCAGAGACACCUUUAGUCUAUUACUUUUAUCUCACAUUCCUUCUUCUUCCAUGAAUUGCAGAGCACUCUUCCUCCUUGGUCAAACAAAACUGGCUCUGGAAACAUUAUGGUUGUUAUUUAGUGUUUAUCUUCAACUUGGUCAAAUCUAUUUGCUCAUCAUGGGCAAGCCGAGGAUAUAAUCUUCAGCUAUAAUAUCCAUCUUAAGGCACCCAGCAGCAGAGUCUUUUCCCUUCCUUUCCUGCCUCCUUCCUUCCUCACCAAGAAAAUGGAAAUGCAAAAGGUCAUUCCUCCUUCCUUGUCAGGGGCACAUGAAUCUGCCCUUUCUGUUGCACAAAUGAGCAAAGCAAAGUAUCUGGGACUUGGGGCCCAGAUCUCCUCUCAAAUCCCAAGUUGUUAGAGCUCUCAUUUGUCUAUAAGAAUAGAGAAAUAAUUAAUCUGCAGCAUGGUACCUUGCCUUCAUUACUAGAUUGCUCUGGGCCACAGCCUAAAGGCAGAAAUUUUCUUAGAAGGGAGAUAGUACAAAUACUCAGUGGUUCAAGUUCCUUCAGGCAAUAUGAGAGAAGAGGCUGUUCUUGGACCAGAGGAAUGUCCAGCAGGCAGCAACUCCUACUUCCACUGACUUCUCUGAAGUUGAAAUAGAAUGAGGGAUCUAUAUAUAAGUCAACCUUGUUGGAGACAAAGUGAAUUUUUGAGAGAGCCUAUAAGAGGCCCACAGGCUUGCCAUGGGAGGGUCUUUUCUUCAUUGUUGUUAUUUAUUGGGAUCUCUGCUUUCUGUCUCCCAGCAUCUUCCUUUGAAACCUCCCUUUUCUCUUGCACUGACCUAACAGGCUAAGAUUUAAGGUCGUAAAAGGUCAUUCUCCUUGCCCCAUAACCUUGGGUUGAUGGUUCUGAUGUGAUGUAAUAAUAGAAUGUUUAUAAGGCAGAAUUAUAACCUGAUCAUCCUUUGGAAAACUUGUUAUUUCAACUUGUCAAACAGUUUGAUUCCAAAAACAAACAAAAACCAAUGAUUUCUAUGCGUCCAAGACCAAUCUAAAGGUUUCUUGAAAAAUAACUAAGUUGUAAAUAUAGGUUAAGAAAUGACCAUAUUAAGAGGCUACAUUUUGUAGGGAAUAGCUAGCUUCAUUGUAGCAGAAUCCUUAAAAUUCAUGGUAAAAUCUCUCUCUCUCUCUCUCUUUGUCUCUCUCUCUCUCUCUCUCUCUCUCUCUCUCUCUCUCUUUGUCUCUCUCUCUGUCUUUCUUUGUCUCUCUGUUUCUCUGUCUCUAUCUCUCUGUGUGUCUCUGUCUUUCUCUUUCUGUCUCUCUGUAUCUGUCUGUCUCUCUGCCUCUAUCUCUGUCUCUCUUUCUCUCUGUGUCUGUCUCUCUCUUUCUGUUUUAGGUUUUUUCCCCACUUUAAGAAAAGAACAAGGGAACUCCAUCUUUUACUAUGAUGUUUAUGUGUACUUCAAACAGGAAAGUUGAGUGGAGAUGGGCAUGGCUGACAUCCCAUGACUGACCAAUUAAAAAACUUGGGCCUCAGUUUCCCUCCUGAGAAAUAUAAAAUAAAGGGUUUGACUGAUAUGGGCUUUGAGGUCCCUCCCAGCUCUAAAUAUGAUCUUUUGGCUGCAUAUUUAUAAGUUAGGAAUAUAAUUCUAUUAUACCCAGCUGUUCCUCUUGCUAAUCCCUUAAGCAAUAGCAAACUGAUGCUAAGGAGCAGAGAGACUUUGCAUUUCCUGCCCCAGAGACAGUCAUCAGGGUUCAUUUGUGCAAAUUUCUCUUUGUCUCUUAAACCUUGAGAAAGUGCCAAAGUUCAAAGCCAAAUUCCUCUGGAUGCCAUUCAUCAAAUUUUGUUCUGUUCUUGUGUCACAGGGUUUUUUCUCUAUCCACACAGGUAAGGGGAAAGAUGGUGCCCUUGGACAAGAUUCAGCCUCAACAUGACACUACUUCCCCCUUACUCUUCCCCCUGACUGUCCAAUAUAUAGGGAGGGGCUCAGAGAGUGAGGGCCCAUCAGUACCUUCCUCAUAAUGUGUGCUUCCAUGAAAAGUUUGGAGCAUCCAGAGUCAGUCAAUCCCAAUUUCUCUAUUUUCUCAGUCUUUCUUCUAGUUUAUCUCAUUGGCAUUUUGUCGCCUCUAUCCAUUUGUUCAUUGCAUCUUGAAACUUAUGUUUCAACUAGCCUUUCCAUUAGUAGAGCUAAGGAUGAUUAGAAAAGGGAAGAAGGGAAAGAACAAACAAAAUAAAAGACUGAGAGGAAAAGGGUAUGGCCUUUCCCAUUUAUCAUACCUCCCCAUGCCUGAAAUGCAUGGGUGCGAGGAACAUUCUCCUUUCAUCCCAACUUCUUUCCUAUCACCAGCUCAAAGCUUGCUGAGUGGUAACAAGAUUGACAUACCUGUGGCUCUUUAAUAAAACUUUCCUUAUUUGUACUUGGCUUUCCUAAAUCAAGACCUGCCCAACUACGAGUAGAAUUCCUCUUGGGCCUGGUGGAAAGCUCUCCAUAAGUCCCACCCUCUUCCCCCUUCCCCUUUCUCUUCCCUCCCCCAAAUAAGGCUUCAUAGAGAUACAUUUCAUACCACCAGAGAAAAUUGGCCAAUUGACUUCCAUUUGCUUUGCAGGGAUAAAAAGAACCUCAUAGAGCUUAAUUCUGCAGAAGGAAAAGUGGGAUAACACUAGACAUCUUGCCACACAGAUCUUCCAGUUGAGGAAAUGCCAAUGUAUGUCACCACCUUCUAUGCAACUUUUAAUCUCAGAUUGUUGCCUAAGAGCCUCCAGAGGUCAUCAUAUCCAGGGUCACAGCUAGGAUAUGUCAGAAAUAGGACUUGACCACUGGUCUUCUUGUUUCUAAUACCAGCUCUCUCCACUCUACUUCUUGCAGAAGAGAGAGUAAUUAAGAGAUUUUAGAGGACUUUAUAAAAAUGUAUAUAACCUGAAGAUAGGUGAUAGGUAGAGGGGCAUAGCAGAAACAAAGUUGGCUUCAAAGUCAAGAAGACCUGAGUUCAAGUCCCAAUUCUGACAUAUACUGAUAAAGUGGCCCUAGGUAAGUCCCUUAGCACCUCAGUGGUUUAGGUAACUCUCUAAGACAUGGGUUUUUAACUAGGCAAAAACAAUAGCAAUACAUGCUGGCAGCUCUCAGUAGUUAAUCCCUUAGUCUCUCAAUUAUCCCAAAAUUGACCUGAAAGAAUGACAUCAAUUACUGUCAUCAAAAGCUAUGUAUGUGUCACAUUUUAUGAGCUAGAACUAUGCUAGGGAUUAAAGAGAGAGACCACAAAUAUGAUACAAUCUCAUCAAAGAUAGUUGGGAAAGCAAAAUAUAAAUAUGAAAAGGGUAAGUAAACAUACAAAACAGCACAUGCUCAUUACUAAGUGACAGGAAUUCAAAGGAAGGGAUUCAUUACAUGAUAGGAUGAUCAGAGUUGGCUUAAUUGUGCAUGUGAGCCUUGAACUAUACCUUGAAAGUAGAACAGGGCUUAGGUAAGCAUAAAAAAGGAAAACAUUUCAGGCAGGGAGAAGAGGUGAGCAGAGGCAUGGAGGUAGGAAAGGAGAAGCCAGUCCGGCUUGGAAUGGUCAAGAAAAACUUCAUAGGAGAACUGAGAUUUUGACUGAAUCAUGAAGGAUAGAGGAGGAUCUAUUGACAGAAAUAAGAAGUGAGGAAGGGGAGCCAUUUUGUGGGGAAAGAUGCUGUGCUUGAUGUGAAACAUAAUGACAGGGGAAGCCAGGUGGCGUGGUGGAUAAAGCACCAGCCCUGGAUUCAGGAGGACCUGAGUUCAAAUCCAGCCUCAGACACUUGACACUUACUAGCUGUGUGACCCUGGGCAAGUCAUCUAACCCUCAUUGCCCCACA
This is a messenger RNA of Dromiciops gliroides (monito del monte), 9974 nucleotides long. RefSeq names its product potassium calcium-activated channel subfamily M alpha 1 (gene KCNMA1). Lineage: Eukaryota; Metazoa; Chordata; Mammalia; Microbiotheria; Microbiotheriidae. Gene Ontology annotation, cellular component: postsynaptic membrane. Gene Ontology annotation, molecular function: large conductance calcium-activated potassium channel activity. The coding region runs from base 106 to 3981 and encodes 1291 amino acids. The record is from RefSeq and is a predicted model, not a curated record. Gene Ontology annotation, biological process: transmembrane transport; potassium ion transport. The transcript has 33 exons.